AUGGAGCUGAACCUCGACGGACUGGGCAACCUCCACCAAGCCGGGGAGCUCUUGAGCCCCGCCGGGGCGCACGCAAGGCAGCCGCCGCCUCCCCCGCCGCCGCCUCCCCCGCCGCCGCCGUCGACGCACCGCAACUUGGUCUCCUCGCACGGGCGGCCGGCCAUGGUCUCGAGCAUGGCGUCCAUCCUGGACGGGGCGGGCGACUACCGGGCCGAGCACAGCUUGGGCGCCCCGCUGCACCCGGCCAUGAGCAUGGCCUGCGAGUCGCCCUCGGGCAUGAGCACUUACACCACGCUGACGCCGCUGCAGCACCUGCCGCCUAUCUCCACCGUCUCGGAGAAGUUUCCCCACCCGCACCACCACCACCACCACCACCAUCACCACCACCACGCGCCGCACCAGCGCCUGGCCGGCAACGUCAGCGGCAGCUUCGCCCUCAUGCGCGAGGAGCGCAGCCUGGCCGCCUCCAUGGGCAACCUCUACGGCCACUACCCCAAAGACAUGCCCGCCAUGGGGCAGCCCCUCUCGCCCCUCGCCAACGGGCUGGGCGGCCUCCACAACGGGCAGCAGUCCCUGGCCCCCUACGGGCCCGGCGGCCACCUGGCCGGCGACAAGCUGCUCUCGCCCAACGGCUUCGAACCUCACCUCCUCUCCCGCAGCGAGGAGCACCUGGCCCGGGGGCUGGGCGCGCCGGGCGCCGGCAUGAUGCCCGCCCUCAACGGCCUGCACCCGCACGCCCACCCGCACGGCCAGGCCAACGGCUCGCUGCUGGCCGAGCGGGAGCGGCAGGGCUCGGGCUCGGCGGCGGGCGGCGGCGGCGGCGGGGCCGGCCAGGUGGAGGAGAUCAACACCAAGGAGGUGGCGCAGCGCAUCACGGCCGAGCUGAAGCGCUACAGCAUCCCGCAGGCCAUCUUCGCCCAGCGGAUCUUGUGCCGCUCGCAGGGCACCCUCUCCGACCUGCUGCGGAACCCCAAGCCCUGGAGUAAACUCAAGUCCGGCCGGGAGACCUUCCGCAGGAUGUGGAAAUGGCUGCAGGAACCCGAAUUCCAGCGCAUGUCCGCCCUGAGGCUGGCCGCUUGCAAACGUAAAGAGCAGGAGCAACAGAAGGACAGGAAUCUGCAACCCAAGAAGCAGCGCCUGGUCUUCACCGACCUCCAGCGCCGCACCCUGAUUGCCAUCUUCAAAGAGAACAAGCGACCUUCGAAGGAGAUGCAAAUGACCAUUUCACAGCAGCUGGGCCUGGAGCUCAACACCGUCAGCAACUUCUUCAUGAAUGCUCGCCGGCGGUGCAUGAACCGUUGGCAAGAGGAGCCAGGCACCAACCCUGGAGUCCCAUCUUCAUCAACGAGCACUUUUUCCAAAGCAUGAUUCCCUUUUUCAUCAUCUAUCAUCCCGCGCAUCCCCCUGAACUCCACACAGAAAAGAACUCAUUCCCUUCUCCAUGUGUGCUCCUCUCACCUGCAUACACAUACAUGUUGAGUGAUGGCCACGCAUUGUGCCCACUUCACAACCCUCCAGACGGGAUGCCUCUGGGAUAUCCCAGGUCUUCCAGAGGCAUCCCAUGGCAGCAUCCGGCUUCAGCCUCCAUUCAAACUUUACAGCUUGUGGAGGGCCAUUUCAUCACCUCAUCUGGUGAGCAACCCCCCAAACCUUGGGAUUAGCUGAGGGAUGUCUGCCUUCCUGUAGUCCCAGCAGGAGAGUAUUAUAUUGUUCCGAUGACAGAGGGAUGGGGUGUAAGAAGCAGCUUAAUAGCCGAUGUUCUCAAGACAGUUGAUUUGGAAGUUGUAAUUGUGGGAACAAAAUACUGAUCCCAGAUGUCCUGGCUAUCUCAGGAGCAAGUGUGUGGUGUAUGCCUUAAAAACAGCCCAGCACUGGAAAAUUGAAGGGAGGGCCAGAACCAGGUAACUUAUUAACUUGUUAAGCUGAUUCAGCUCACUGAGAUGUGUUGAUAUGUACCUGCCCACCUGAUUGGACUUCCUCUAAUUCCUGGGUUUUAAAUCCCAGACUUUUGAAAAUGAAAAUGAGUUCAUUUUCCCUACUGGGGUUGUGUUUCACCACUGAGAUAGAAGUGAAUUGUGGGGUACUUCUAGGACUCGUACCAGGCCUGUAAUAUCCAAUUAUGUAUCCCCUCCCUAUUUCAAAGAAAGGUCGUUUAUUGCGAAGCUGAUAAUGACCUGCUUCUGAUACGGGAAAAGGCAUGGGAGAGGGUUACAUGGGAAUAAUUUAUCCUUUCUACGGAGACAAGCAGCGAUCAUUUAUCAUAAAAUGAGAGUCAGCGAUGGCACGUGUGAAUGCGGUUAGGGGAGUUACUCAGUUUGCAAGCCGAGGAUGCAUAUUGGCCCUGAGAAAGUUUUUUAAAAAACCAAUCCCACCCACACCAUUCAUCGUAGUAAAGACAGAAAAGCGCAUGAAAAUCCAUUCCAGAAAAACAUCUUCAAAAUGUUAUCAUGUUGUCCUCAUGUACAUUUCCUACAGCUCAGUCCUCUUUUUUCCACAUCCUGUUCUCUACAGAAGGCUUCACACUCCCAGCGGUCCCCAUGAAAAUCCACCAGAAAUCUUGCCAAGCGCAUUACGGCAUGGUCUGAAAUGGACCAAAACCAAAUUCAACUGGAAAGAAGACUUUUUGUUUUUUUUUGAUGAUUCCUCUCAAAGGAAUUCCGAGCCAAAGUCUCAAGGGGGAAAACAAACUGUUACGAAAAACAUCCCCUCUUUUCUCCCUUGAAUUAGUAGUGGGGAAUCCAAAGCUAAGUUGCACUGUGUCACCUAGAAUAAAAGCGGGUCAUGAAGCACAUUUUAGGUACAUAAAUCGGGUAAUUAAAAAAAAAAAGCUUUAAAGUAAUCAAAGCAAAGAAGUGUAGGAGCUGAAUUUUAUUUCCUGGACACUGGAUCGGCAGCUGACCUUCCAUUCAAUAUUGGUUUCAUUCCAAAGGCCAGCCCCAACUUGGAUUGAUUAUUCCCAUCUCCUCCCUCACUCCCUUUUUGCCUCCUAACCCCAUUUUCUGCCUCCUAUACAUAUGUGAAGGCGGCAAGGGGAGACAAAAGAUGAAUCAAUAUUAUACACGAUAAGGAUCAGAUUGGGCAUGUUGGGUUGAGGGGGGGACAGAUUGUGUAUCUGAUUGCUAAACAGAUAGAUGGGCAAGGGGAAGAGCCAAGGAAACUCACACGCAGCCCCUUCCCAGCCCCAGCUCCGUACCCUCCCCCUUGGAAGUAACAAACUACAAAAACUCAAAAGGAAUUCUGGCAACGUACGAAAGAUAAGUGACUAUUUUUUGUGUGUGUGCCAAUUAACAGCUUGCCUUAAAAAUAGAAGAUGGAUACCAGACAGUAGUCCUCUUUCGCUCGGAAAGAAGGACUUCAGUAGUGACCGGUGCCAUGAAUCAGCAGCGUUUGCAAGGCAAAAAAACAAAAAAAGAGAGUGACACGGUCAGCUUAAUGAGAAAUAGCAUCACCAGUUAAACCUCUGUGUCUGGCUGGCAAAGUUGAACCCCCUCCUUUGCCUCGGGAGGCAGCGAAAAGGCGUUUGAGAAGGCGCAGAGGCUGUAGAAUUGCAGCCUUGCCAUCUCCAUGGUAAAUGUGGGAUUCUUUGUAUGUGUGUGUACGUUUGUGUUGUUUCUUUGUUUUUAUUAUUUUUUCAAUGGGACACUAUCAAAUUGAUGCGGGUAAUAGAGUACCAUCUUUGCGCAAUGGUUUAUGCGUUCACUUUAUGUUGAAGACAAUGUGUUAAGCGACCCUUAGGCACCUUCGGGAAUGGAAAAAGAGAGAGAGAGGGAAAAAACCCAGAACCGUCAAAGUUUAUCAUUUGAGCAGAAAAGGAAGAAGAAGAAAAAAAGAAUUAAAAGACUCUGCUAAUAUUUCCUAUCUUCAGCAAAAGAUUUUGUCCCAAUCUCAACUAUUGGGUGCAACCAAUCAGGGUGUGGGAUGGAGUAGGAAGUGAAUUGGACCAACCAAAGAAAACUGAUCUGGAAAAGGGAAAAUAGCAAAUGCUGAGAUAUGUUUUACCAAAACACACACGCACACAGGGGGGGGGAUACAGCAGGAGGACAAGAGCCCCCCAAAUCAUCUCUCUCAGCCCCCAAGCGUCCAUCCCCUUCAAAUCUACCCCACCCAACCGCAUCAUCUUGUCUUGUUGUGAGUUGUCGAUGCUAAAGAAUGAUGGAGGAGGACUCUGGUGGAUUUCCCAUACCUGAUUUUGUGAAGUAUUGAAGGGCUGAGAAGCCUCACUAAAGAAAAAAAAAAAAGAUGAAAUAAAAUGAUGGGGCCUGAACUUAGUAGAAGAACCGAAGGGAGGGGGAGGAAGAAAAGAAAAGGAAUAGUUCUAUCAAAUGAACGACCCCGAACAUGCAAAGACAUUUUUAGUGAGAACCAGAAAAUAUAGGCUACCUCACUUGAGUUUUCGAUUUUUGUGAUUGGAAAAUCACAUCUGAUACCAAAGAUUUUGUUCUCCUUGCCUGGUUUGUGCUGGAACACACCCAUUUGCGCCUCCCCUUUCUCUUCCCCUUGCCACCCACCAUUAAGAGAUAGUUCAUAGUCGCAGACCUUCUCCCAUCCCAUGGCCCCCUGUGCUUUUCAGCCUCCUGAGACAGCGAGCUAGAGAGCGUGAAUGAAACUUGGAGUGAUAGCUGAGUGCCUUUUUCUUGUACAAAAGGUGUAAAACUAUUUUGUUUUCCUUUGUCCCAUAAGUUCAUGUGAUAUUACCUCAGUUCUCUUAAUCAGAUGGAUUCUGGCAACUGUCAUAGCUUUUGGGUGAUGGGACAAAAGCCAUUUUUCCUUUGAUCCCCUGGGCCUCAUCCUCCUC
Messenger RNA from Candoia aspera, 4795 nucleotides. RefSeq names its product one cut homeobox 3 (gene ONECUT3). Bases 1 to 1368 code for a protein of 455 amino acids. The transcript has 2 exons. The record is from RefSeq and is a predicted model, not a curated record. Gene Ontology annotation, biological process: regulation of transcription by RNA polymerase II. Gene Ontology annotation, cellular component: nucleus. Gene Ontology annotation, molecular function: DNA-binding transcription factor activity, RNA polymerase II-specific; RNA polymerase II cis-regulatory region sequence-specific DNA binding. NCBI's taxonomy places the organism in Eukaryota, Metazoa, Chordata, Lepidosauria, Squamata, Candoiidae.